Messenger RNA from Pelobates fuscus (common spadefoot toad), 2216 nucleotides. It is a transcript of the gene UBE2A, whose product is annotated as ubiquitin conjugating enzyme E2 A. The transcript has 6 exons. Bases 497 to 955 code for a protein of 152 amino acids. Gene Ontology annotation, cellular component: HULC complex. Gene Ontology annotation, biological process: protein polyubiquitination; DNA repair; proteasome-mediated ubiquitin-dependent protein catabolic process. Gene Ontology annotation, molecular function: ubiquitin conjugating enzyme activity. The record is from RefSeq and is a predicted model, not a curated record. NCBI's taxonomy places the organism in Eukaryota, Metazoa, Chordata, Amphibia, Anura, Pelobatidae.
UAGAUGACAACACUGAGCGGGAGCGUACCAAAAUUAGUGAGGGGGGGGUGUUUCUUCAUGAACGUCGGUUUAAAACAAAAAAUUCUGUGUGACACGACGUUUUUCUUCCUCUUUUUAUUUCUAACGCGCUUUAAAAAAAAUUUAUAGUCGCACAAACCAAAACCGACGGCGCUAGAAGCAGGUGAAGUGUUUGCCUUCCUGUCAGUACACCCCCGUCACCACGUGGCGCGGUGUUAGCGACCAGAAAGCAGGACUUGUUUUUCUUUAUCUGCGCUUUGCCCCAACACAUAUCCCUCCGCCAGGGUCGGGAGCUCCCGGAAGAGCAGAGCAGAGCGGUGUCUAGUUCCUGCUGCCGGCCUCGGACAGGUUUCCAGAGGAACACAGGGUUUAUUUAUAUUUCGGGGAGGGGGGGCCUUUGUUUUAGCUUCGCUCAGCGGACGGUCUCCGUUACCAGCCGCCCCCGGCCCCCUAUUGAUAUAUUACCGGUUACUGUGACAUGUCCACCCCGGCCAGACGGCGCCUGAUGAGGGACUUUAAAAGGCUCCAGGAGGAUCCCCCUGCAGGGGUGAGCGGUGCCCCCUCUGAGAAUAACAUCAUGGUCUGGAACGCAGUCAUUUUUGGGCCUGAGGGAACACCCUUUGAAGAUGGAACUUUUAAACUUACAAUAGAAUUCACAGAAGAAUAUCCAAAUAAACCACCAACAGUUAGAUUUUUGUCCAAAAUGUUUCAUCCCAAUGUUUACGCUGAUGGCAGCAUAUGUCUGGAUAUUCUUCAAAAUCGUUGGAGUCCAACUUAUGAUGUUUCUUCAAUAUUAACCUCUAUACAGUCAUUGCUGGAUGAACCAAACCCAAAUAGUCCUGCAAACAGCCAGGCAGCUCAGCUGUACCAAGAAAACAAACGUGAAUACGAAAAGAGGGUCUCCGCAAUAGUAGAACAGAGUUGGCGUGACUGUUGACCCUUGCCCUUGUUUAUGAACACUCUGAACGAGAGGAAAAUAUAUAUAUGAAGUGUCUGAGUGAUCUUCCUCUUGCUAGAAUCUUUGCAUUUAUAUUGACUGCAAAAUUGGCUGUCGUGCUGUCACCACCUAACCUGGCCCCCGGCUGAUGCAUUCAUUUAUAUAUAUUUUUUUUUUUUUCUCACUUAUAUAUUUUUUUUUUUCUUCUCUUCUUCCUCCUCCUCCCACCCCCCCUCCCUUCUUGGACACCUGAAAUUCAUGUUGCAGUCAAAUGUACCAUAUGUGGGUUACUUGCAAAACUUGCAUCAUUUAUAUAUUGUGUGUGUAUAUAAUUUGUUUUUAAUUUGUCGAGCAGUUAAUUUCACACCUCUCAGCUGAUCUUUAAAAAAAAAAAAAAAAAUAUCCCCAUAGUUUAACAGUCCAUAAAAUGUCUGUUUUGUAAUAAAAGGGACAUGAAUAAUGUGUUCAUACAGGAUAACAAUCUUCUUGAGAAAUCCUUUUUACAUUUGGAAUACAAUCUAAAGUACAGAGCCAAGGCUGUAUUAGACUUCAAUUUUAAAUAGCUUUUCCACUUUUUUUUCUUUUCAUUUAAUCGUCCUCUUCUUCAGAGGCAGGGAAGAAGAAAGGUUUGGGCUAGACAACACUGUGUCAAGGCUAGUGUUUUCUAGUUAUUAAACAGUUUAUUUUUUCAUAUCGCAAAGUGUGUGCAGAUAUGAACUGCUAGAAACAUGUCUGUUUAAACCUCCAGAAACAAAUUUGUCCUGCGAAUUCAUCCGAUUUGUCAAUCAUUGGAACAUUGAUCAGGGGACUCUGAAAUGCAUUGCAAGUUGUGACCUGCCCAAAACAUUGCUCUUGUAACAUUUUGGUGUGCUGUAGAAAUGAAGGGUAAAAUGAGUUUACUCGGCUUUUUAGAUUCACUGCUUUGUGCCGUUACUUGUAGUGUUGCAAGCCACAAAACAAAAUACACGUGAGUUACUUUCUUCAAGUUUUGCUGGUUAAGUUUGACCUUAAGCUCUAAGGCCCACAUGUGCAUUUAUUUGGUGACUGAGAAUGGUUUGCCAUGAUUACAAUUCUCGUAACAGAAUUAGAAGUAUAAAAGGUUUUAUAACAAACAAAAAAAUCUGAAUACACAAAUAUUGGUGUGCUUUUUUUUUUUUUUUUGAGGAUUUUACACGUUCUUUAUAGGUUUAUGCUUUUGCACAAGUAACCCAUGUAAAACUGUACAUUCUCUAAACUUGUAAAUAAAAGUGUAUCUACCAAA